Molecule: messenger RNA, 2001 nt
Organism: Macrosiphum euphorbiae (potato aphid)
Lineage: Eukaryota; Metazoa; Arthropoda; Insecta; Hemiptera; Aphididae
Source: the annotation of a GenBank genome assembly
AUGAAGUUCGCAGAACAUCUACAGGCUCACAUCACGCCAGAAUGGCGGAAACAGUACAUCAACUACGAGGACAUGAAAGAGAUGCUCUACAAAAUCGUAGAAGAAGCACCGUCAAUAGAGUCCACGGACCCCGAAAACCUGCACCGCCGUUUCAUUCAAUUCGACGAACACUUUUUGCAGUAUUGCGAAAAGGAACUGGCUAAAAUUAAUGUUUUCUACUCCGAAAAACUUGCCGAAGCAAUGCGUAAGUUUUCAACUUUAAAGAAUGAGCUUGACUUGCUUUCUUCCACUGCAAUAAAAAUGAAAGAUUAUGGUAAAAAGUCUGAUUCCAAUAAACUGAACUUACCUCAACGCAAAGUGCAAGAGCUCAAAUUAGCUUUCAGCGAGUUUUAUUUGAGCUUAAUACUUUUGCAGAAUUACCAAAAUUUAAACUAUACAGGUUUUAAAAAAAUUUUGAAAAAACAUGAUAAGUUGAUGAAUAAAGAAAGUGGUGCAAAGUGGCGUCAAGAGCAAGUAGAAAUAUCUCAUUUUUAUACAAAUAAAGACAUAUUACGUUUAAUUAAUGAAACUGAACAUACUGUUACUCACGAUCUGGAGUCUGGUGAUCGUCAAAAAGCUAUGAAAAGACUUAGAGUUCCACCUUUGGGCGAAACACAAAGUCCUUGGACCACUUUUAAAGUGGGACUAUACUUAGGAUGUCUUAUUGUUUUGCUAGUUGCAAUUUUCAUUUCUGCUACUUUUGAAAAAAAUACCAACAUUAAACAAGCAUUCCGUUUAUAUCGUGGACCAUUCCUUAUAAUAGAGUUCCUUUUUUUGAUGGGCAUUAAUGUUUAUGGAUGGCGAUCUUCUGGUGUUAAUCAUGUUUUGAUAUUCGAAUUGGAUCCAAGAAAGCAUGUCACUGAACAACACAUGUUUGAAAUUGCAGGAAUUCUUGGUGUUGUGUGUGCUCUUAGUAUUUUAGGUUAUUUAUACUCUGAUGCUCUGAGUAUACCUGCAUAUAUUAAUCCAUUGUCCUUAAUAAUUUUAUUUACACUGCUCAUGAUUAACCCAAUUAAGAUAUUUUACUUUGAAGCAAGAUUUUGGCUGUUACGUAUAGUAUGGCGAAUGGCGUGUGCUCCAUUUUAUUAUGUUGGAUUUGCUGACUUUUGGCUCGCAGAUCAAUUGAACAGUUUGGUAACUGUUCUGCUCGAUGCUCACUAUUUGGUUUGCUUUUACAUUUACAAUAACAAUUGGUAUCAAACUUCAGAGGUUAAAUUUAAUGUUGAAGAAUAUUUUAUUUCAAAAAUGAUAGUCAAUUGUAUUCCUGCUUGGAUCCGGUUUGCUCAAUGUAUUAGACGUUACAGGGAUACUGGUGAAACAUUUCCACAUUUAGCUAAUGCCGGGAAGUAUUCAACAACAUUUUUUGUUGUGUUUGCAAGAACAUUGUUGAAACAAACAAAAAGUAACUAUACAAGUAGUUAUGACAAUCCAUUCUUUUUUUUUUGGAUCAUAUGUUCUGUGAUAAGUUCGAUUUAUACAUACACCUGGGAUGUAAAAAUGGACUGGGGAUUAUUCAAUAACAAUUCUGGAGAAUAUACAUUCUUAAGAGAAGAGAUUGUAUAUGAUAAUACAGGUUAUUAUUAUUUCGCAAUUGUUGAAGACCUCGUGAUUAGAUUAUUAUGGGUUCCACAAUACUUACUUACAAGUCAUGGUAUUUUAUCUACUGAAAUGGCUAAUUCUUUAGUAUCACCACUUGAAGUCUUUAGACGAUUUGUAUGGAAUUUCUUCCGCUUAGAAAAUGAACAUCUAAACAAUUGUGGUAAGUUCCGAGCAGUAAGAGACAUAUCAAUAGCACCAAUUGAUUUCUCUGACUCUGCUCAAAUUGUUCGCAUGAUGGAUGAAGAGUUGGGUGUGACAAACAGACGGAAACGUAAGCUUCUUCCAACAAAGAAAACUACAAAAGAAGAUAAAUUGCAGUUAGUUACCGACCAGAAUUCAUAUUCCUUGGAUUUAACUGAAUAA